Messenger RNA from Suillus discolor, 405 nucleotides. RefSeq lists its product as uncharacterized. The record is from RefSeq and is a predicted model, not a curated record. Lineage: Eukaryota; Fungi; Basidiomycota; Agaricomycetes; Boletales; Suillaceae. The annotation marks the transcript as partial. The transcript has 3 exons.
UAUAACAAAUGGGCGAGUGAAAAUUCAUUCAAUUCAAUGCUUCCGAAAGCUGUCGCAAAGGCCAGUACAAGUCAAACUGGUCUUGAUGACCAUCUACAUGAGUGUCCAAAGGCUGAAUGUAUCUUGCCAUACUCUGAUAAGCUGUUCCAAGAGGCAGCAACUGAGUGGCUCAUUGCCACAGAUCAGCCAAUACAAGCACUCGACCAUCUUUACUUCCACAAAUUGAUUAAUGUGGCCUCAAGGGCUCCGAAUGGCAUCAAAAUUCCAGAUCGUAAAGUAAUGUGGGCCAAGAUUAUUAAUAUGUUUCAAAAACAGAUGAAACACCUUCGCACACAAUUGAAUGUAGGUUUCAUAUUUUUAUUUGAACUAUAUGUCAUGAUCACUAUUUACAGAGUGACACCAUGA